Molecule: messenger RNA, 306 nt
Organism: Kwoniella botswanensis
Lineage: Eukaryota; Fungi; Basidiomycota; Tremellomycetes; Tremellales; Cryptococcaceae
Product: ribosomal protein L35
Exons: 3
Coding region: 1-306 (101 amino acids)
Biological process (GO): translation
Cellular component (GO): ribosome; large ribosomal subunit
Molecular function (GO): structural constituent of ribosome
Source: RefSeq, a predicted model, not a curated record
AUGUCAUUCCUACCUCGUCUGUUCCUUCGACCAUCCCUCACAGCCAUAGCAGGACCAUCCCGAAUCCCCUUACCAGCAUCGUCCUCGCCAUUCUCAACAUCUUCGAUAAACUGCGUUAAACAGAAAUUAAAGUCGCAUUCCGGUUGUAAGAAGAGGUUUUUUGCUAAUGCCAAUGGGAUGGCUCAAACCGGUAAAUCACAUUUGAACACCGCAUUCUCAACAGCCCGUAUAAAUAGAUUGGCGAAAUCUGUCUAUGUGACUAAAACACAGGGUAAAAAGUUGAAGAAGAUGUUACCUUAUGCUUAG